Molecule: messenger RNA, 2428 nt
Organism: Colossoma macropomum (tambaqui)
Lineage: Eukaryota; Metazoa; Chordata; Actinopteri; Characiformes; Serrasalmidae
Gene: roraa
Product: RAR-related orphan receptor A, paralog a
Exons: 11
Coding region: 296-1855 (519 amino acids)
Biological process (GO): regulation of transcription by RNA polymerase II
Cellular component (GO): nucleus
Molecular function (GO): RNA polymerase II cis-regulatory region sequence-specific DNA binding; nuclear receptor activity; zinc ion binding
Source: RefSeq, a predicted model, not a curated record
UGUGAGAGGGCUCCUCCACCGCUCACAUCCAUUCAUCGACUAUUGACAACCUCUCCCUUUCUCAGUCGUCUGACUCGAGCUCUCUCUAGCGCUGCCAGUGGACAAUCAGACCCACACACCCACCUCUGGCUACACUCGCGUUUUUUGAACAUUUCUUAGUUCUGCUCUAAAUUUACACGGCCAGGCGAAGUCUUCUUAGCUCGAAAAAAUCUCGUCGCGACGCCUCGUGGUCCGCUAGAAGACAGAAGAGGAGAGAAGAGAGAGAAAAGACGCCAAAAAAACCCCGAGAUACAACAUGGAGUCCCCUCCAGAUCCAACAAGCGACCCGGGCAACAGCGCCUCAGAGUCGGCUACCCCGGUCAGGGAAACCCCGGUAAACCUGGAGACUCUCCGCAAAGCUGAGCACCAAGCCCCGGUCAGGAGACAGAGCUGCUCCAGCACCAACAGAGGUAUUUCAGUAACAAAGAAGACACACACUUCUCAAAUUGAAAUUAUUCCCUGCAAGAUCUGUGGAGACAAAUCAUCAGGCAUCCAUUACGGUGUGAUAACAUGUGAGGGCUGUAAGGGUUUCUUCAGGAGGAGUCAGCAGAGCAAUGCUGCGUACUCGUGCCCGCGUCAGAAGAACUGCCUGAUUGACCGUACCAGCCGAAACCGCUGCCAGCACUGCAGGCUGCAGAAGUGUCUGGCCGUGGGCAUGUCGCGGGACGCGGUGAAGUUCGGCCGCAUGUCCAAGAAGCAGCGGGAUAGCCUGUAUGCAGAGGUGCAGAAGCACCGGCUCCAGCAGCAGCAGAGGGACCACCAGCAGCAGCCCGGCGAGGCCGAGCCGCUCACCCCCACCUAUGGGCUAUCAGCCAACGGCCUGACUGAGCUGCACGAUGAGCUUAGUGGCUACAUGGACGGACACACGCCGGAUGGCAGCAAGCCCGACUCUGGCGUCAGCAGCUUCUACCUGGACAUCCAACCCUCACCUGACCAGUCCGGCCUGGACAUCAACGGCAUCAAACCCGAGCCCAUCUGCGACUUCACACCAGGAUCGGGCUUCUUCCCCUACUGCUCCUUCACCAACGGAGAGACCUCUCCCACUGUCUCAAUGGCAGAGCUAGAGCAUCUGGCCCAGAACAUCUCCAAGUCCCACAUGGAGACAUGUCAGUAUCUGAGAGAGGAGCUGCAGCAGAUGACCUGGCAGGCCUUCCUGCAGGAGGAGAUGGAGAGCUACCAGAACAAGCCCAGAGAAGUCAUGUGGCAGUUGUGCGCCAUUAAAAUCACAGAGGCCAUCCAGUAUGUGGUGGAGUUCGCCAAGCGCAUCGACGGCUUCAUGGAGCUCUGUCAGAACGAUCAGAUCGUGCUGCUCAAAGCAGGCUCUUUGGAGGUGGUGUUUGUCAGAAUGUGCCGUGCCUUUGACCCUCAGAACAACACAGUCUAUUUCGAUGGAAAAUAUGCUGGUCCGGAUGUGUUUAAGUCAUUAGGCUGUGACGACUUGAUCAGCUCUGUCUUCGAGUUUGGGAAAAACUUGUGUUCUAUGCACCUGUCUGAGGACGAGCUCGCCCUGUUCUCGGCGUUCGUGUUGAUGUCUGCAGACCGCUCUUGGCUCCAGGAGAAGGUGAAGGUGGAGAAACUUCAGCAGAAGAUCCAGCUGGCCCUACAGCAUGUCCUGCAGAAGAACCACAGAGAGGAUGGCAUACUCACAAAGUUGAUAUGCAAAGUGUCGACACUGCGAGCGCUGUGCAGCAGGCAUACAGAGAAGCUGACUGCUUUCAAAGCAAUAUACCCAGACAUUGUGCGCACCCACUUCCCCCCGUUAUACAAGGAGCUGUUUGGAUCGGACUUUGAGCAGUCCAUGCCUGUGGACGGCUAGUGGCCCCUUCGUCCUGCCCUCUGGGGGGCAAAAAACACCGUGGGGAAUGUCGAGCAUGAAUCUGAGACUUUACCAGUGCCCUGCACACACAUACACACACAUACACACAGACACACACGACACACAAACACACACACACAUACACAUACCAGGACAGCGAACCUGCUGCACACACAACUUUCCCGUUUUUUGUUGUUUUUCCUUUGGGAGGGCGUAAGCCAGAGGAGGCUUUGAUUUGAAGGGGUAAUUUGCGAGGUUUAUUCCCCUCCUUUUUUGACACAGGUGGGAUUGAGGGGGCCCAGGGGAGAGGACGAGAAGAUGAAGACACUCGUUUUCUCUCUCUUUUUCCCAUUCUCUCUCUCUCUUCCCGGCUCAAGCUGAAGCACUCAUGCAUACGACAUCAGAACUGUCCCAUGACGAUUCCUAAUGAUCAGCAGAAAUUGUUUCGACCCGUUUCCAAAAGAAGAAGAACCAACGAUCUACAGAAGGACAUCCCACUGAAUCAGACCACUCAGUUUCAGAAGCCAGCAACCAGUUUCUGAUGUCCAGCACAACCUCCAAAUCAGUCUGCUA